AUGGCUCCAUUAUACAAAGUGAACAUUCCGAUUGGACAUGCGGGUGUGCCAUUUUAUUCGAAUAGUCAAACACCUGAUAACCAAAGAAGCUUGAUAGAUAAGGACUCCAUUUCCUCAAUUUUGCCCUUUGUGUCAUCUAGUAUCAAUUCAGAUACGUUUGGGGAUAAAGAUUAUAACUACCAUCCAUCAAUAGGCACCUAUAACCAAUACAGCUCGGUAAGGAACAAUUCUAUUGAAAGCCUGGAACCACUUUCAUUUUUUGAUAGACUCCCAUUUGAAAUAAAGCUCAAGAUUGCUAAUGAAUUAAACCAAUAUGAUGCUCUUAAUCUCAUGAAAGUCAGUAAGUCAUUUUUUCAGCCAGCUGUUGUGAGAUUGUAUCAUACUAUUGUCAUAGAUCCUUGCUAUUCUCAAUUCAACCAAGAAAUAUAUCAAGCUGAACUCCAAGAGCAUGAUCAAAGUGUUAAUUCAAGCACAUUUAUAAAGAUGAAGUACAGUCUAAAGAAUUUUUUGAAAAUCAUUAGUCAAGAGAUGCCAAUAGAAAUGUGUAAAAUCGGGUACUAUAACUCACAUUAUGGAUCACUUAUCAAUAAGAUUCAGUUUGUUGAACUUCCUGACGGAUUCAAUUCCCCUUUUGACUUGAAUUUCUUCACAUUUAUGUCUGUCAAGAGACUUGAAAGAUUGAGUAGAUUUUACUGGAGUUCUGAUGAAGAAUUAUCAUUUGAGAUUGUGAAUAGACUUCCAAAUAAGUCCAAUUUGAAUUCAUUGCAUGUUAGUGUUGAUUUCAAAAAAGUCAGAGCUGGCUCGACUGAAUUUGAAGCAUUUAGGGGGUUCAACAAUCUUGAAAAGUUAUCAUUAGAGCCAUUUUUAAAUUCUUUCAACCUUUUUCAAAUCUUCAAGAAUCUUUUAGAAGGAAACAAUGACAAGCUAAAUCUCAAGGUACUAAGGCUUGCAAGGGUAAACUCAAAUCAUAAUUUCAUCAAAAAUCCAUCAAGUUCAUUGCUGGUGUUGACAAGUUAUAUUAUUGAAAAUGAACCAAUAAAGCUCUCAGAAUACGAUAUGAAUUGUAUUUUGAAUCUUUUCAUUUUAUUCAGUGCUGCUGAAACUAGACUUGAAGAUUUGAAUGUUUUGUCUCUUGACUCUAUUGUUGUCUCUACUAUGGACGCCAGAAGAUUGGAUAGUGUAAUGAAUUUGGAAAAUUUGAAGCAAUUGGAGCUUAAGAAUAUUACUGAGGUUCAACUACCAGAAGAUGUACACUCCCCUUUAUCAAUGAAUGAUUUGUAUGCAAGGUUAGAUGCUGGGUUUUUGAAGCAUUUGGGUAAAAAUUUGAAAAACUUGACGAGGCUUUCAAUUGACUAUAGAGAAAGUUUAAGAGACACUGUUCCAGCAUUCAUUUACAAUUUGGAGAACUUGCAAGAGCUUGAUAUUACUAUUCGUUGGAAUGUAACCAAACUAUGCUCAAUUCAAUCAUGGAAGCACUUGUGCUUUAUGUAUAUCAAGGCAAUUUUGAAGCACAGUAAGACGCUUAAAAAGCUUUCCUUGGACACAAAGGAAGAUUCGGUGUUCUGUGAUUUACACAAGCUAAUCUUUACAGAAUGCUUGUUAGAGCUCGGUGGAUUAACUGAGUUGGAGUCACUUAGAUUACAUGGGUAUUCUCUACAGCCAUGUGGGCCGUUGUUGGCAUCUAUGUUGAAAAAGUUGAAGUAUUUUGAAUUGUUUGGUUCUGGGGCAGGUGGUGCUCCACAUAUGGGUCUGCAGGUUGUUCAUGAUGGAGUAUUGGAUGAUUGGUUUAGGGUACAGCAUGUUGCUGUUGCAAUAAGUGAGCAGAAUGAACAUAUCGAAUUCAUAAAAAUUGACAAAUGUCUGUUUGAAGUUCAAAAAACAGGAAAAUUACUACCACGGGAUGGACUAGAAGGUUGGUUUGAGAGUAAGGUUAGGGUUAUAUUAAAUAGGGUUGAUUUUUAA
Messenger RNA from Hansenula anomala, 1962 nucleotides. RefSeq lists its product as uncharacterized. The coding region runs from base 1 to 1962 and encodes 653 amino acids. Gene Ontology annotation, molecular function: protein binding. The transcript has a single exon. Lineage: Eukaryota; Fungi; Ascomycota; Saccharomycetes; Phaffomycetales; Wickerhamomycetaceae. The record is from RefSeq and is a predicted model, not a curated record.